AUGUUGUCACUUUUCAGAUCAAUGCGCGAGAAAUUGCCGGAGACAAUAAACUUUCCCAAGGAAGAGGAGAAGCUGAUAGAAUUCUGGACAGAAAAUGACGUCUUCCAGAACAGCUUGCGGCUAUCAAAGGGUCGUCCACGUUUCUCAUUCUACGACGGACCGCCAUUCGCGACAGGUCUGCCUCACUAUGGACACAUCUUAGCAGGAACCAUCAAGGACGUGGUGACUCGUUACGCCCACCAGAGCGGGUUCUACGUAGAACGGAGGUUCGGGUGGGACACCCACGGCCUGCCGGUAGAAAUCGAGGUAGAGAAGGCGCUGGGGAUCAAGGGACCGGAAGACGUUGCGAAGAUGGGGAUUGAUAAUUACAACAAAGAGUGCAGGAGCAUCGUAAUGAAAUACUCUGGCGAGUGGGAGCGAGUCGUGGGAAGGAUGGGUCGGUGGAUCGACUUCAAGAACGACUACAAGACACUCUACCCCUGGUACAUGGAGUCCAUCUGGUGGAUCUUCAAGGAGAUGUACAACAAGGGACUUGUCUACCAGGGAGUCAAGGUGAUGCCCUUCUCCACGGGCUGCAACACUCCGCUGUCAAACUUCGAGUCCGGGUUAAAUUACAGGGAAGUUAUUGACCCCGCUGUGUUUGUAGCUUUCCCGCUGAAGGACGAAGAAGGAGUCUCGCUGGUUGCCUGGACCACCACUCCCUGGACCUUGCCCAGUAACCUCGCCCUCUGCUGUAAUCCUAACUUUGAGUACGUCCUGGUCAAGGACAAUGUUUCUAAGAAGACUUACAUCAUGCUGGAGUCUGCGUUGUCUCAGGUUUAUAAGUCUGAUGAUUUGUAUGAGGUUGUUGGCAAGAGGAUGGGCUCUGAGCUCAAGGGCAAGCGCUACGAGCCGCCUUUUGACUACUUUGAACAUCUUAGGGCAAAGGGAGCUUUUCAGGUGCUUAAUGACACUUAUGUUACUUCUGAAACUGGUACUGGGAUUGUUCAUCAGGCUCCGUAUUUUGGAGAGGAUGAUUACAGAUGUAACUUGCAAGCCGGAAUAAUAACAAAAGACCAAGAGCCAAUCUGCCCAGUAGACAGUUGCGGAAAGUUCACUGACCCAGUCCGCGACUUUAAAGGUCUGUACGUAAAAACAGCAGACAAAGAAAUCGUAAAGACUCUUCUAGCCAACGGAAAGUGUAUAAAAUACUCCGGGUGCAACCACAGCUACCCUUUCUGCUGGAGAUCAGACACCCCGUUGAUCUACAAGGCAGUUCCUUCCUGGUUCAUCAGGGUGGAAAACAUCAAGGACCGGCUUCUAGCCGCGACAUCAGAGACCUACUGGGUGCCAGACUACGUAAAGGAUAAAAGAUUCGGAAAUUGGCUGCGCGACGCCCGCGACUGGGCUAUCAGCAGGAACAGGUACUGGGGGAACCCGAUCCCUCUGUGGAUCUCCGAGGACAAAAAGGAGAUCGUCUGCGUGGGAAGCAUCGCUGAGUUGGAGGAGCUGACUGGCACCAAGGUGACGGACAUCCACCGCGAGAGCAUCGACCACUUGACCAUUCCUUCCAGAAGAGGCCCGGAGUUUGGAGUUCUCAAGCGCAUUCCGGAGAUAUUCGACUGCUGGUUCGAGUCUGGCUCCAUGCCUUACGCGCAGAUGCAUUAUCCCUUCGACAGAGUCAAGGACUUUGAAGAAAGCUUCCCCGCGGAUUUUAUCGCUGAAGGCAUUGACCAGACUCGCGGCUGGUUCUAUACUCUCUUGGUAAUCUCUACCGCGCUUUUUGACAAACCACCCUUCAAAAACCUGGUCUGCAACGGCCUUGUCCUCGCGGCUGAUGGCCAGAAAAUGUCCAAGAGCAAGAAGAAUUAUCCUGAUCCGAUGGAAAUCAUCAAUCGCUUUGGUGCUGAUGCUUUGAGAUUGUAUUUGAUUAAUUCUCCGGUUGUUAAGGCUGAGAAUUUGAGGUUCAAGGAGGUAGGAGUCAGGGACGUUAUCAAGGAUGUGUUUUUGCCCUGGUACAAUGCUUUUAGAUUCCUUAUGCAGAACAUCGAAGGUUUCGAAGUCUCCGAAAACCGUGAGUUCAUUUUCGACGACAGCAGCCCAUCAUCAGACAACAUAAUGGACCAGUGGAUAUUAUCAUUUACGCAAACACUCUUAAAAUUAUUAAAAGAAGAAAUGAAGUUUUACCGGCUGUACAACGUAGUGCCCAAACUAGUGAAAUACAUCGACAACCUGACGAACUGGUACGUGCGAAUGAACCGAAGACGUCUAAAAGGCGAAGGAGGAUCCAAAGACUGCGAGUUAGCCUUGCGAACCUUAUUCAGCGUGAUCUACAUAAUGGUCCGUAUAAACGCGCCGUUCACUCCGUUCCUGAGCGAGUUCAUGUACCAGCGGCUGUUGCCUCUGCUUCCCAAGACCAAGAACAACGAGAGUGUCCACUACCAGAUGAUCCCUCAGCCAAAGGAAGAAUUAAUCAGCGAAGAAACAGAGCGUGCUGUCUUCCACAUGCAGACAGUCAUCGACCUGGGUCGGAUUGUCCGCGACCGCAAGACAAUUCCUGUUAAAUACCCGCUGCCCGAGGUGGUGAUCAUCCACCAGGAUGAAAAAAUCCUUAAGGAGAUAGUCAAGCUGGAGAAAUACGUCCUGGAGGAGCUGAAUGUCAAGGAGAUGACUGUCACCACUGACAAGCAAAAGUACGGAGUGGUCCUCAGAGCCGAGCCUGAUCACAAGACUCUAGGAGUCAGGCUGCGUGGAGAAUUCAAAGCAGUCACCCAAGCGAUCAAGGAGCUCACUGAUGCCCAGUUGCAGGAAUUCUUAGUAAAAAAAGAGAUCGUAGUCAAUGGCUACGUCUUAGGCGAGCAAGAUUUAAGAUUGAUGUUCAGCUUCUCUGGUCCCAGGGCUGACGAACUGUCUCAGAGGUACGAAGCCCACUCCGAAGGCAAUAUCUUGAUUCUCCUGGACAUUACUCCCGAUGAAUCCAUGCAGAAUGAAGGAAUUGCUAGAGAAGUCAUCAACAGGGUCCAGAAGUUGAGGAAGAAGGCUCAAUUGGUCCCCACUGAUCCAGUUGAUGUUUAUUAUAAAAUCAAAGACUCUGCAAGUGUGUUGAACAAAGUUAUCCUGGAGUACAAAGGAUUCAUUGAAGGAACCACCAAGACUCCCCAGUUUGAGCUCGCGGAGCUUAAAGGAGACUCUGAGGUUAUUAUUGAAGAAAUUCAGAAGAUCAAAGGCUGGGAUAUGAAGCUAGUUUUGGUGAAAAGCUAUUAA
This is a messenger RNA of Cotesia congregata, 3243 nucleotides long. The record is from the annotation of a GenBank genome assembly. Lineage: Eukaryota; Metazoa; Arthropoda; Insecta; Hymenoptera; Braconidae.